UCUCUCUCUCUCCUCCUUUUAAAGCUUAACUGGCAUUGGUGCAUUUUAGAGAGGUGUAGCGAAAGAUGGGAAUUCUGGGGAGCGAUGUAUCCAACCUACAAAAAAUGGAUUUUUAUAUUAGAUUGUUUGUAGUUCCAUUCAAUAUUGCUUGCAUAUGGAUUGCUCUCACUGCCAAACAGGAUAAUCCCACUUAUGGAAAUUUGGAGUUCAAAGAUUUCAUUGGCCUCAAGUACAUGGUUUUUAUCAGCGCCAUAUGUGGUGGAUAUGCACUAUUUGCUGCUGUUUCUUCUUGGCUGAGAUGCCUCCUUACCAAAGCAUGGCUUUUCUUUAUCACUGACCAGGUGUUAGCAUACUUGAUGAUGUCAUCAAUGGCGGCACAAGGGGAGUUUAUGUACUUGGCCUACAAUGGAGAUCGAGUGGUUUCGUGGAGCCAAGCAUGCGAUUCUUACGGCGAAUUCUGCAGCAGAGUGAAGCUCGCUUUGUCUCUGCAUGUAAUCGCUGUUUGCUGUUUCCUCGUACUCGCUGUAAUAUCUGCUUACAGGGUUUUUAGGAAAUUUGACCUUCCUUUUGAUCCACCUUCUUCUAAAGAUGCUGAACAGUAAUUUUAUUAGGACUUUUAUUUAAUUUAUUUUUAAAAAUAUAUAUAUAAUAUAUAUUAUCAGACGAUUUAUUUUCUUUUGCAACUGACAAAGUUUCUCAUGUUUUAGUACUGUGUUAUAUGUGUGGAUUGGUGUUUUGUAAUGAUUUUUUACUUUGUCGUGAUUUAAUUUAUGUUUCGAAUUUCCUAUCCUAUUUUCUAAUUGUAACAUUUUUUUAGAACAAUCCUCAAUAUUAUAAGUACCUUGGUUGCCCUCCA
Molecule: messenger RNA, 856 nt
Organism: Erythranthe guttata (spotted monkey flower)
Lineage: Eukaryota; Viridiplantae; Streptophyta; Magnoliopsida; Lamiales; Phrymaceae
Product: CASP-like protein 2D1
Source: RefSeq, a predicted model, not a curated record